AAUCUAUGAUUUUACCUCUGAAUCAAACUUCAUUUCUUCUGCCUUAUCUGUCCCAAUUCGGUAUCAAUCGCCACCUACGCUCAUCUUGCAGAGAAGAAGGGGUGGAAGAGAGCUCAGAUCUGUCCUAUUCAGAGGGGUUGAAAUCAAGCCAGAGUGAUCUGACGGAGGGAUAGUGGAGCUGCAGAUAGAACCCCAAAGACUCCGAGAUAUGGCAGACAAAUUGGCCCCUGAGAAACGUCACAGCUUCAUCCAUAAAGGCUCUCUCUCUCUCUCUCUCUCUCUCUCUCUUAGUGCAUAUGCAUAAUUUUUGUGUAGAUGAUUGGUUGUUAAUUUGAUUGUUAGGGGUUUUUGUUUGAUUAACAGAUCAGAAGGUCUUUGAAUGGGACCAAACACUUGAAGAGUUGAACAUUUACAUCACUCUCCCCGAGAGUGUUCCUAAAAAGUUAUUCUAUUGCAAAAUAGAGUCCAAACAUUUGGAAGUUGGAAUUAAAGGCAACCCUCCUUACCUUAAUCAUGAUCUUACUCAUCAUGUGAAGACAGAUUGUUCCUUCUGGACAUUAGAGGAUGAUAUAAUGCAUGUAACCCUUCAGAAGAGAGAUAAAGGACAGACAUGGCCUUCUCCUAUCAUGGGCGAAGGUCAGUUGGAUCCUUAUGCGACAGAUCUUGAACAGAAGCGCCUCAUGCUCCAAAGGUUCCAAGAAGAGAAUCCUGGCUUUGACUUUUCACAAGCACAAUUCAGUGGCAAUUGCCCUGACCCCAAGAGCUUCAUGGGUGGGAUUCGGUCUACUUGAUCUUGGGUAUAUUACUUGAUGCAAUUUCACUACAAUCAAAUACUAUCCAACCUGUGUUUUCUUUUAUCUUUUUCCCCCUUUCCGUAUAAGCGUUAUUGGCAAAAUGGUCACUUUUUGUCUGUCCACCUUAACAUGACUGUGUCUUAUGGUUGGUAAUGUAAGCAAAUUGUUGGCAUUAUGACUAUGAAAUGUGAAGUUUGAACACAAUGAAUAUGGGAGCUCUUCCACAUGUAUUUGUAUUGUAAUGUGCAUGAGAAUUUCUGCUCAUUUAAAUCGUGUAGAAAUCCAGGUUUGCAGUAUUUGUUUGAAUAGCUUUGAUGGCUUGUUAGAAUAAUGAGGAGUGCUAGGG
Messenger RNA from Cuscuta campestris, 1140 nucleotides. NCBI's taxonomy places the organism in Eukaryota, Viridiplantae, Streptophyta, Magnoliopsida, Solanales, Convolvulaceae. The record is from the annotation of a GenBank genome assembly.